AAGGGGUUAUAGGUAUAAUAUGCCCCUCUACUAUGAUGUUUUAUCAAACAUGCCUUCUACUAUUUUUAUAUCAAACAUGUCCCUGUACUUUGUAAAAAUGAUCAAACAUGCCCUUUUGUUUAAAUUUUCAUCCAGAAACCGUUAACCAAGGUCGAACUUUGGUUUGGGCGGCACAAAUGUCUAAAAUAUUCCUAAUAAUUCCACUUUAGAAUUUUUUUUAGUUUUUUGUAUAGCCAAAUAAUUCGAAUAAUUUCACUUUGAAUAGACCCAGAGAAAUCAAACGGGAGACAAAUUUGACAUUUUCGCUCCCAUUUGCCGAUGUCGGUUCGUCGAAAUCUCGGUUCAACCAUGAUUGACGAUUUUUUCAAUGGAAAUUUUAACAGAAGGGCAUGUUUGAUAAUUUUUUCAAAGUACAGGGGCAUGUUUGAUGUAAAAAAUAAUAGAGGUGCAUGUUUGAUAAAACGUCAUAAUAGAGAGGCAUAUUAUACCUAUAACCCAUCUUUCAAGUAUCACAUUAUAAUAAAACAAACAAAUCUAUAUCACCCUUACCUAGAGAAACCAUUAACAAACCAAACUACCAAUUGCCUGUGAUGGAUAUAAGAUCCUUCAAUUAACUGUCAAUUAAAUAGACACCAAUUAAGCUCCGGUUAAAACUUAAAUAGGGAGAGAACAUGCUUCACUCUCUACCAUAGUUAGUAAAAUACGGUACGGGAAAGUUAUGUAUAAAAUACGUACGGGUAUUUUACUUCAUCUAUAAGCUAAUGUUACGUUUAAUAGUACGUUAAUAGUUAUAAAUAUAUUAAAUUAAUUAUUUUAAAAAUAAUUAAAUAUAUAAAUAAUUGUAAAGUUGACAAGUUAAUUCAUUAAAUACGGAUAUUAUACGCAUUAUACGAAUUUUAUACGUGUUUAGUACGGAAGCCAUCAAAUGAACGAGGGAAAAUGAAACGGCUUGACAAUAAUACGGAUACGAAUGAAUGGGUAUCUUGGACGGGUAUCUUUGUGAGUCAUCAUAAUUAGCACAAAAAAAAAAAGAAAAAAAGAAAAAAAAAGCAUUUGGGCGGUCGUUGGAUGGGUAUCUUGGGCUUAAACCCAAUCCCGAAACUCAUAUUAGUGGAAGCCCCAACCUUCCUUCGGUUCGGCCCUUCCAAAUCGAGAAGAGGAAUUCUUCUCCUCUUUCUUCGACUACUCCGCCACUCUGCAUCUCCUCUGUUAUUCUCGCCGGUAUCGCGCUUCGGUCUUUCCGUCAAAUCAUCUGCUUGCUUCACCUAUCCCUUCUUCUUCUUCUUUUCAUCGGAAAUUCUAAAACCCACUAUCUUCCCAUUCUCCGACAUUCUGCCUGCUUCCAUUUUCCGUUCCCCCAUCUGAUCAAUGGCUUCCUUUUCCAUCCCCUCAGGCCCAGUUGCUUCACCUCCUUCUUCUUCGUUUUCCACGAAACCAAGCUUCUCCCCAUCCUCCUGCCGCCUUCUUUCCAGAUUCUCCUUUCCCGCCUCGUCGUCAGAAUUCCCUAGCAAUGGAUUCUCCGCAGCAAUAUCCAGCAUCAGCUCCAACAACACUCUUCACAAGGUUAGGGUUGAUCUUGCAGCAGCAGCGGCAGGCAAUGCCAGCUCUGGUGCUGCGGCUCUCGGACCCUUCACUGGCAGAGAUCCGAAUGUCAAGAAGCCUGAGUGGCUCCGGCAGAAGGCCCCUCAGGGGCCCCGGUUUGAGGAGGUCAAAAAAUCCCUCUCCAAAAACCUCAGCACUGUGUGCGAGGAGGCCCAGUGUCCAAACAUUGGGGAGUGCUGGAACGGCGGCGGGGAUGGAAUUGCUACGGCGACCAUCAUGCUUCUCGGUGAUACGUGUACCCGCGGCUGUAGGUUUUGUGCUGUCAAAACCAGCAGGAACCCUGCCCCUCCUGAUCCUGCUGAGCCUCAAAAUACUGCUGAGGCCAUCGCUUCUUGGGGCGUGGAUUACAUUGUUUUGACCAGUGUUGAUCGCGAUGAUUUGCCUGAUGGAGGGAGUGGACACUUUGCUCGCACCGUCGUGGCUCUGAAGGAACGUAAACCUGGAAUCAUGGUUGAGUGUUUGACCUCUGAUUUUCGAGGAGACUUGGAGGCUGUGGACACCCUGGUACACUCAGGAUUGGAUGUUUUUGCCCACAAUGUUGAGACCGUGAAACGCCUUCAACGAAUUGUUAGAGAUCCUCGUGCAGGGUAUGAACAAAGCUUGACUGUUUUGAGACAUGCAAAGUCGAGCAAGGAUGGUAUGAUUACUAAAACAUCUUUAAUGCUGGGACUUGGGGAAUCUGAUGAUGAGUUGAAGGAAGCAAUGGCGGACUUAAGGGCUAUAGAUGUUGAUAUUCUAACACUCGGGCAGUACUUACAGCCUACUCCGCUACACUUAACCGUGAAGGAGUACGUGACACCCGAGAAAUUUGCAUUUUGGAAGGAAUACGGGGAGUCGAUUGGAUUCCGCUAUGUAGCGAGCGGGCCUCUGGUGAGAUCCUCUUAUAGAGCCGGGGAACUGUUUGUGAAGACAAUGGUGAGGGAUAAGGCUGGUUCAGCUGCUGCAACAUCCAUGGCAGCAUGAACAGUUGAAGAUGCACAUACAAGGAAGAUAAAAUGAAACCAGAAAAGUGUUAUACUUGUUUUUUUUUUUUAUGAAUUUCUUAGUUUUUAUUUAUUUAUUAAUAUUAUUACUGUUAUUAUCAAACCUGGAGAAGCAGAGGCUAGCGAAGAUGGUGUAUUAGUAGUUAGUACAUUGAAUUACAUGGCUACUUAACAUGAGAUCAAUGGUGUGCAACUUGAACCCUAAGAUACUAUGUUCAUUAAUCUUCAAUUAAUGUAAGUUUAUUCUCUUCAUGAAAUAAUUAAUGGAGCUAUAUGACUUAUCAAAGUUUAAUUUGGUAAAUGACUAGUUGGAUUUGUGGCGGGUAUCCUUGGACGACAAGAUAACCGGUCUCCAACUCGUAACACCUACCGUUAUACCGAAACUAUCAAUAAUAUGUAUUCAAUAUUGUUGAAAAUUUGCAAUAGUAAGCGAAUUUUCCAGCAACAUUACCUAGAAUUGUUCAAAUCAUUGUGGAUUUUCUUCAUUCAAAAAAUCUAUGUAUGAAGCAAUUCAAAAUCUCUCACCGGGUUCCAAUUUAUUAGACUCAACUCAAUACAAUCGAUUAAACCAGUCAGACCACGAGUCGUUUUGAUUACACUAGAAUUUAAUUGAAUUUUAUUGUUGAGCUGCCUGAUAUAAAAAGGAGAAUUAGUCAAGUUAUUGUAUGAACUAUGAAGUCCUUAAAAAAAAAAUUGUAUGAAC
Linum trigynum is the source of this 3288-nucleotide messenger RNA. The record is from the annotation of a GenBank genome assembly. Lineage: Eukaryota; Viridiplantae; Streptophyta; Magnoliopsida; Malpighiales; Linaceae.